Messenger RNA from Puntigrus tetrazona (Sumatra barb), 1233 nucleotides. It is a transcript of the gene rfc2, whose product is annotated as replication factor C (activator 1) 2. Gene Ontology annotation, biological process: DNA repair; DNA-templated DNA replication. The record is from RefSeq and is a predicted model, not a curated record. Gene Ontology annotation, cellular component: nucleus; DNA replication factor C complex. The transcript is spliced from 11 exons. Gene Ontology annotation, molecular function: DNA clamp loader activity; DNA binding; ATP binding. NCBI's taxonomy places the organism in Eukaryota, Metazoa, Chordata, Actinopteri, Cypriniformes, Cyprinidae. The coding region runs from base 49 to 1110 and encodes 353 amino acids.
UCUGUUUCGUUCCUGUUGUGGCGGGAAUGCGCGCUAGUCUCAGGCAACAUGGAUGUUGAAAUGAAAGAGGCGGACGGUGAGCAAAGUCAAGCUGACAGACCGCCUAAAAAGGAUGAUGCUGCACCAAAAUCCUCAUCGAAUGCUUAUGAACUACCAUGGGUUGAAAAAUACAGACCUCUGAAGCUGAAUGAAAUAGUUGGAAAUGAAGAAACUGUCAGCAGACUGGAGGUGUUUGCAAGAGAAGGAAAUGUGCCCAACAUAAUCAUUGCUGGUCCUCCUGGCACUGGAAAAACGACCAGCAUUUUGUGUUUGGCUCGAGCUCUUCUUGGUCCAGCUAUGAAGGAUGCUGUGCUCGAGCUGAACGCCUCAAACGACCGUGGAAUUGAUGUUGUGAGAAACAAAAUCAAAAUGUUUGCCCAGCAAAAGGUCACCCUCCCUAAAGGUCGCCACAAGAUCAUAAUCUUGGAUGAGGCUGACAGCAUGACGGAUGGAGCCCAGCAGGCUCUCAGAAGAACCAUGGAGAUCUACUCCAAAACCACACGCUUUGCUCUGGCAUGUAAUGCGUCGGAUAAGAUCAUAGAGCCCAUCCAGUCCCGCUGCGCAGUGCUGCGUUACAGCAAACUCCGAGACGACCAGAUCAUGAUGCGCCUGACGGAGGUGGUAGAGAAGGAGAGCUUGCAUGUGACCAACGACGGCCUUGAGGCCAUCAUCUUCACCGCCCAAGGAGACAUGCGACAGGCUCUGAAUAACUUGCAAUCAACAAAUUCUGGAUUUGGUUACAUCAACAGUGAAAAUGUGUUCAAGGUGUGUGAUGAGCCACAUCCUCUGCUGGUUAAAAGCAUGCUGGAACACUGUGUCAAUGCCAACAUCGAUGAAGCCUACAAGAUCAUUGAGCAGCUUUGGUCUCUCGGAUACUCACCGGAGGACAUCAUAGGAAACAUCUUUAGAGUGUGUAAGACCUUUCAGAUGGCAGAGUAUUUGAAGCUGGAAUAUAUCAAGGAGAUUGGCUACACGCAUAUGAAAGUGGCAGAAGGAGUGAACUCUCUGUUACAGAUGGCAGGGCUCUUGGGUCGCCUGUGCAGCAAGACGGCUGCGCCUGACGCAAGCUAAAGAUAAGAGAUCAUCACAUGCUCAUACUUCAGCCUCAUUGUUCCUAAUCUCCAGAACAAGUAGCAAUACUAAUAACUGAAUAUAUGACAAAUUGCAGUAAUAAAAUGUUUUUUUGUGAGUGAU